Molecule: messenger RNA, 1047 nt
Organism: Purpureocillium lilacinum
Lineage: Eukaryota; Fungi; Ascomycota; Sordariomycetes; Hypocreales; Ophiocordycipitaceae
Source: RefSeq, a predicted model, not a curated record
AUGGCUUCCACACGCCCUAGGACUCGCCAGUGCUGGCGCCGCACCGAUGACUACACCCCCGGCACCCCCAAGCUCCAGCUCGUCACCGAAGACCUGCCCACCAAACUCUCCCCAUGCCAAGUCAUGAUCCGGGUCCACGCCGUUGCCCUGAACUACCGUGAUGCCAAUAUCUCUCACGGCGGCAACCCCUGGCCGGUGACACCUAACGGGAUCAUUUGUAACGACGCCGCUGGUGAGGUCAUCGAGGUUGGGGAGGCCGUGCUGCGUUUCAAGGUCGGGGACAGGGCGGCACCAAACACGGACUCAGAAAACAUCACCGGUCGCGAGGCCCGGCGCUCCUGGCUUGCUGCUGACGAAGAUGGUGUUCUUGCGGACUACCUUGUCUUUGACGAGUCGAAGAUCGCUAAGCUCCCAUCGCAUCUUGAUUGGACCGAGGCGAGCAUCAUUCCUUGCGCCGGCGUUACCGCAUGGUCCGCUCUCAAGGGUCUCCAGGUCGGCCAGACUGCGUUAAUUCAGGGUACGGGUGGUGUCGCCAUGUUCGCCAUAAAGAUCGCCCAGACUGCUGGGUGCCGUGCCAUCCUCACCUCGUCUAGCGAUGAAAAGUUGGAGGAAAUUGCGAAGAAGUUCACCGCGGCUCCUAUUCUUACGAUCAACUACAAGAACAGCAAGUGGCACGAAGAGGUUCUGCGCCUCACGAACGGUGAAGGUGUCGACGUCGUCGUCGAGAACGGCGGCACCGGAUCCCUCGUUCAGAGCAUUCAAUGUACUCGCCGCGGUGGGAUCGUCAGCCAAGUCGGCUACCUAGGCAAGCAGAACCCUGGGGAUCUGAAGGAGCUUCUCCCCACUCUUAUUGACCGAAGGGUUAACCUCAGGGGCAUCAAUGCCGGCUCUGUACGAGACCUUGAGGACCUUGUCACUGCCGCUUCUACUAUGAAGAUGCGAUUCUUUGACAUUAUCGACCGCGUUUUCCCAUUUUCUCAGUCUGAGGAGGCACUCGACUACCUCUGGAACGGGAAGCAAGUGGGGAAGAUAGUUCUCAGGCUGUGA